AUGGAAACAAUUAAAGAAUUUUGUUCAUAAGAAACUAUAGAGUAUUAAUCAUUUUUAACUAGUUUAACAGAACUAUUGGAUAAGUUCCCUGAUUCAAGUGAAUAUAUUGAUGAUUUAUCAUUUCAAUAGACUCAAAGAUUCGUAAACAUACCAAUUUGCUUUAAAUUAAAUAAAAUUGCUGAAAUAAAUUAAACACACAAAAUUGUUUUAAUAAAGGGAACAGUGAUAAGAGCUGGGAUGUAUUAAUAAAAUUGUAAUUUAGUGCUAAAUCCAUGUCGAAAAUACUUUCUUAUAGAUGCAAAGAAUGUAAAUUUGUAACAGAAGUUUAAUCAUGUUCAUCAAAUUAUUUUAUGACUGAAAAUUAAUUGAAAUGUCAAAAUAUAGUUAUCAAAUAACAAAAAUAUAAUCCAUUCUUCAAAUAGAAAUUUUAAGGAUUUAAAAAGUAAAAGUGUAAUUCUACAGCAUUUGAAAAAUUAGAAGAUUCAAAAUUAAUUGAUUAUUAAGAAAUUAAAAUAUAAGACACAUAUACUACAAUUGAACCUGGAACUAUAUCAAAUAAUAUUAGAGUAAUGUUAGAAGGAGAAUUUGUAAAUAGUUGUAAUUCUGGAGAUGAUGUAAUAAUUGGAGGUAUAGUGACUUAAAGAUGGAAGAUGAUUAAAUAGAUACCUUAAAUAACUCUAUGGAUUGAUUGUAAAUACUUAAGAUUAUAAAAUUAAUUAAAGCUUCUUUAGAAUAUUGAUAAUGAUUAAUUAAAUUGCACUUUUUAACAUAGAAAUUAAGUAAUCAAUUCAUUCAUACCUGAAUUAUGCAAUUAAUGGUAAGUUAAAUUAGGAACACUCUUAAGUUUAAUAGGAGGAGUAACAAAAUCAAAUAAUGGAAUUACAGUAAGAGGAGAUUCUCAUCUUUUAUUAAUAGGUGAACCUGGAACAGGUAAAUCUACAUUCCUUAGAAAUGCAUGUACAAUUAGUGAAAAAUCAAUAUAUGUAAAUGGUAUUGGAACAACUUAAGCAGGAUUAACACUUUCUUUUGUUAAAGAGGGAUCAGAUUGGAUGAUAGAGGCUGGUGCUUUAGUUAUGGCUGAUUAAGGUUUAUGUUGCAUAGAUGAAUUUAAUCUAUUAAAUUAACAAUCAUAAUAAUCUAUUUUAGAAGCAUUGGAAUAACAAACAAUUAGUAGUAGCAAAGCUGGAAUAUCUACAAAAUUAAAUGCAAGAACUACUAUUAUUGCUGCUUGUAAUCCAGUUGAGUAAGUAUAUAAUAGUAAAUUGUCAAUAUAAUAUAAUUCUGGUUUAUCUACACCUUUAUUAAGUAGAUUUGAUCAAAUAUACAUUUUAAAAGAUCAACAUGAUUAUGAAUUAGACAAAUAAUUGUGUGAUCACAUUUUCAAUCUUAAUAACAAUAAAUAAAAUUAUACUCUUAAAUAAUUAAAAUAAUAUAUUAUCUAUGUUAAAAAUACUUUUUAACCUAUAAUGAAUGAAGAUUGCUAAUAAGUUAUCUAAAAAUACUUUACUUUUAUCAGAUAAUCCACUUAAUAAGUAACUGCAAGAAAACUAGAAUCAUUAAUUAGAUUAUCUGAAGCUCAUGCUAGAUUGUGUUCAAAACGAUUCAUUGAUGAAUUUGAUGUUGUUACUGUUAUUGCACUUAUAGAAAGUACUCAAUUUACAGGGAUCUAUCCUGAAUUUUAAGAGUGUUUAACAGAAACUGUUACUAUUGAUAAGAUAUAAGAAAUGUGGAAUCAUUUGAAAAAUAUUUGA
This is a messenger RNA of Paramecium pentaurelia, 1751 nucleotides long. Lineage: Eukaryota; Ciliophora; Oligohymenophorea; Peniculida; Parameciidae. The record is from the annotation of a GenBank genome assembly.